Pocillopora damicornis (cauliflower coral) is the source of this 1730-nucleotide messenger RNA. RefSeq names its product lipoma-preferred partner homolog. Gene Ontology annotation, biological process: cell-cell adhesion. Gene Ontology annotation, cellular component: focal adhesion; stress fiber. Lineage: Eukaryota; Metazoa; Cnidaria; Anthozoa; Scleractinia; Pocilloporidae. The record is from RefSeq and is a predicted model, not a curated record.
UUAGUCGUUCCAAACAAGGCAAGCCCACAUACAGAGCCACAGUUCACUUUGUCAGGAGUACAAUACAACUUAGCGGUUGACUGAUCUUGUGUUAGCUGAUAACAAUGGCCUCCAGGACUCCAGUUCGCUUAGACCCAGUAACAGGCAAAAAGAUUCCACCGCCUGUUUCGCCGAAGCCUGUCAGAAUGACAGCCACACGGUUAACGAAAGCGAAUCCCAGACCGCCACCACCAUCGCUUCAGUCUUCAGGUGGAAUGAAAAGCACUGAAGAAGAACUUGACGCACUAACUGAUCUUCUUGUGAAGAAUUUGGAGAAUACAGGCGAUCCAGACUUUUUCGGAAUGUGCAGUAAAUGUGGGCAGAAAGUCUCAGGAGAGGGGACGGGUUGUACUGCCAUGGAAAAAUUAUUCCACAUCAAGUGUUUCCUCUGUGACAAAUGUGGAUGUCAGCUGACUGGCAAGGUGUUCUACAAAGUGGAAGAGGAAGUGUUUUGUGAGGCAGACUAUCUAGAUACACUGGAGACCUGUUGGGCUUGUAACAAACGUAUCACAGAAAGGAUUCUACGGGCCACUGGGAAAUGUUUUCAUCCAGACUGUUUUGUGUGUGAAGUUUGUAGUAAAAAACUUGAUGGAAUACAGUUCACAGUGGACAACUUUAAUAUAAUCCAUUGCAUUGAGGACUACUAUAGGAAAUACUCUCCAAGAUGUGCAGCUUGCAAUCAGCUUAUAGUCCCUGAAGAGGGUCAAGAAGAAACUGUUCGUAUUGUCUCAAUGAAUAAGGAUUUUCAUGUCAAGUGCUAUGUUUGUGAGGACUGCAGUGCCCCUUUAUCAGCAGAGAAGGGUGGCUCUGGCUGUUAUCCUUUGGACAAUCACCUUCUAUGUCAAGACUGCAACGCAAUCCGUGUUCAGAAGAUGACAGCUGAACUAGAUUCUAGGCCAGCACGGCCUUUGACAACUGAACUAUGAGACCUGUGUGGUUACUAACAAGUAGAAGCUGACUUUGUGAAUGAGGACAAUGUAUUAUCAAUGGUUAUGUUAUUAUAAUUAACUACUUCAUUGUUAACUGGGAAUAGUUGUCAGAAAUUCAUUGUGUCUGCAGUGUCAAGGAACACAAUCUCUGACUUUGAAAUUCAGCACCAGCUUGAUUGUCAUGGAAGAAGUUUCCUUAACUUGUUUGGACUGUUUUUAGAAAUUAGUAUAAGUGAUUUGUUUUCUAAAAGGUUGUAUAGAAAAGUCUUGUCUCAGGGUAAGAAUAAAGCAUUAGUCAGUUGUAAAGGGACUGAACUUUCCUUCUUCUGAUGAAACUUCUUCACCAUGUGAGCUGAUAAAGUGAUUACCCGUCCCGCUGGUUGGGGCUGAACAUUGGUGCAAAUGUUUCUGAAGAAGAAAAAGAGCCUCCUGUUCCUUUACUAAAGCAAUAAAGCACUGAGAUUUUCAUAGGUUUAUUAUGGUUAAAGCAAGUUUGCAGCAGUACACAAAAUUCCUGUUUGGUUGCUACCUGAACAGAAUAUCUGUUAGAUGCUUUCAAUUGUACAAUAAUUUAAGUUUUCGCAGAUUAUAACUAUCACCAGCUGGGAGUUUAUGGCUUGAAAUAGAAUGGCAGAGUAUAAAAAUAGCAAUGAAUAAAUCAAUCAUUGUUCAGAAAUUAUGGAAGUUUGUAAUGCCAUGGUUGACUGUUGUUCAGAGAAAAAGGUUUUGAUAGAAUAUGAAACAAUUUUUUUUGGUGAUUUA